AUGAGGAAGCCACUCCUCCUCCUCCCGCUCUUCCUCCUCCUGAUCCCCCUCUCAUCCGCCGAGAUCAAAAACCCCCAAAUCUUCGCCGAUUCGCGGCCCAUGAUCCUCUUUGAGCGGUUCGGGUUCACCCACACCGGCCAUGCUACCAUCACCGUCUCCUCAGUGUCCGUGAUGUCCGCCGUCGGCUCUCCAGACGCCUCCAAAUUAGGUUUCUUCCUUCUCUCCGAAGAAUCCCUAAUCCAGGUCCUCCUCGAGCUCCAAUCGAACCCUUCCUUCUGCGUCCUCGAUUCCAAGUACAUCAACCAGCUCUUCACGUUCCGCGAUCUGUCUCCACCGCCUCACUCCUCGUUCAACUACUCGUACCCGAUCACCGCCCCGAACGAGUAUUCUCUGUUCUUCGCCAAUUGCGCACCUGAGUCCAAUGUGACGAUGAACGUUCGGACGGAGCUUUACAAUCUCGACGGUCGGGGAAGGGUGAAGGACUAUCUAUCUGCUGGGCUGACCCAGCUGCCGUCCCUGUAUUUCUGCUUCUCUGUUCUGUAUUUCGCGUUCUUGGCCUAUUGGAUCUUUAUCUGUUUGCAAAACAAGAAGUCGGUGCACAGGAUACAUUUGCUCAUGGGGUUACUUGUUAUCAUGAAGGCGCUGAAUUUGCUCUGUGCUGCAGAGGAUAAACAUUAUGUGAAGGUCACAGGGACGGCUCACGGAUGGGAUGUGUUGUUCUACAUUUUCCAAUUCUUCCGAGUCGUGCUGUUGUUCACUGUAAUCGUGCUGAUUGGUGCCGGUUGGUCGUUUUUGAAGCCAUUUUUGCAGGAGAAGGAGAAAAAAGUGUUGAUGAUCGUGAUCCCUUUGCAAGUUUGGACGAAUAUGGCAUCCAUGGUGAUUAAUGAGACGGGUCCCUUUAUUAAGGAGUGGGUAACUUGGAAUCAGCUUUUCCUGUUGGUGGAUAUUAUAUGCUGCUGUGCGGUUAUCUUCCCGAUUGUGUGGUCCAUUCGGUCUUUGAGGGAGACAUCAAAGACUGAUGGGAAGGCUGCUAGGAAUCUUGCAAAGCUUACACUUUUUAGGCAGUUUUACAUUGUUGUUAUUGGGUACUUGUACUUCACUAGGAUUGUGGUGUUUGCACUGAGGACCAUUUCUGCUUACAAGUACCAGUGGGUGGCUAAUGCAGCUGAGGAGAUUGCUAGCCUUGCUUUCUAUGCUAUAAUCUUUUACAUGUUUAGGCCAGUUGAGAGAAACGAGUACUUUGCACUUGACAAUGAGGAGGAAGAGGCUGCAGAGUUGGCUCUUAAGGAUGAAGAGUUUGAGCUUUGA
Molecule: messenger RNA, 1308 nt
Organism: Striga asiatica
Lineage: Eukaryota; Viridiplantae; Streptophyta; Magnoliopsida; Lamiales; Orobanchaceae
Source: the annotation of a GenBank genome assembly